AUGAUUAAUACGAGUAUCAUCUACGAUGGCCAACAGAUUGUAAUCAAAUUACCCGAUAAUCCAUCGUUGGAUACGAUAUAUCAAUAUUUACGGGAUACAUUGCCUCGAACGUUUGAUUUCCACACGCAUAUUAUUCAGUUAUUCGAUCCAGCUAUUGGAGAAUUCUUCGAUUUGAAUGAUGAUGGUCUACGGUCGUGGCUUUGUAUGCCAUACAAAGAACGAAGUCAUGUGCGUUUGCAAGUCAUUCGUGCUGGAAUCGAAUAUGAACACACAAAUGGACAUAAAGUGACAUCGAAUGAAAAUAUGUCGGAAGUUUUUCAAAAAAUAGAACGUGAUAUCGAAACAUUAUUUAGUGCCAUUGAAAAUCUUCAGACGAGUGCGCAUGGGAUCCGACAGGAUUUUAAAACAGCGCUUGAGAAAUAUACUAAAUAUCAAGAAGAAAAAGUUCGAUCAACACAGGAGUCGAUUCGAACGGAAAAUAAACCCAUUCAAAAUGGCAACAACGAACGACAAUUGCGCUAUCCAGCUGAAGACAUUCGAUUGAAAAAUAAGCCACAAACGCAAAAUGUGGUUCCUAUUCCGAUUGUGCAGCAAGUACCUUUAGUUUCGAAUGCCUAUCAAGAUGACGAUGACGAUGAUGAUGAUGAUGACGACGAACAAAGUAAUAAUACCACUGAUAAUCAGGUGCCAUUGAUUGAAAUUGAAACGCCAAUGUUGAAUGUGGGCGAGGACUUUCAAGCACUGGUGUCCAUUGCUGUCAAUCCAUCGUAUUUCUUCGUACAAAACACAGCGUUUACGCGUGAUCUGGAAAAACUUGCACAAAGCAUGAAUGAUUACUAUUCGACAAGUGAUCCACCAACGAAGUCGUAUAAGCCAAUGCCAAUGAGUUGCUGUGCAGCUCGAUAUUCAGUUGAUAAUCGAUGGUAUCGUGCACGAAUUAAACGAUACAGUUCGGAUACAACUGCUGAACUGGUUUAUCUCGACUAUGGUAAUAAUGAAGAGCGACAUAUUGAUGAACUACGUCCACUCAAUUCAGCAUUCACGCAUUUACCCGCACAAGCCAUAUGUGCUGCACUUGAAUUAUUACCAGUUAACGGCGAUAAUAAUAAUUCAUGGACGAAAAAAGCAAGUUUCAAAUUUCAUGAAGAUACAUUAACUAAGCCACUUGACGUGCGAAUUCUUGCCCAACCGACCUUGCAAUGGCCAAUGUAUUUCGUCCAACUUACUAUUGACGAGCAUACGGAUGUGGCUGAAACACUGAUUUCAUUACGUCAUGGUCGACGAGCAUCCCUUGGUGAAAUUGUCCAAAUUGUUGGUCCACGUCUUGAUCUCAAUGACUAUGCGGCUUACAAUUUACCUAAAGAAAUUCUACAACAAUCACCAAAUCCUCCUGUUCCUCUAAAACAAAUGGUGUACAACUCAAACAUGCCGCGUCCAACGAGACAAGAUUAUGGUAAUAAGCCAUCAUCAAGUUUAUCUGGUCGAAUUUCUCGUACGACUAAUCUUCCAUCGAUCAACUUGAACUUAACUGAUAACAUCGGUUCGUGCACAAUCACUUCGCUCACAUCGCCGUCGCUUUUCUUCGUUCAAUUGACUGAGAAAAACAAUUUCGAACAAAUCUACAACAGCGUCAACGAAACAUAUCUCGAACGGAUCUCAUGUGAUCGAAUGACACGUUUGAAGAGCUUUGCUGUCAACACGUUAGGUGUUGCACGAAAUAUACGCGAUCAACGCUUCUAUCGUGUUCAAAUUGUCAGUCAUGAUCGAGAACGGAAAACAUUAUCGGUUCUUUGUAUCGAUUUCGGCGAAUAUUUGACCAUCCAAGAAUCGUCCAUUUAUGAACUCAUACCGGAAUUUCAAAUCUAUCCACCGCAAGCGAUCAAAUGCUCAUUGGGUUUAAUACAAUCAACGAACGAUGCAUGGGCACGUGAAGCAAUUAACCUCGUGAAUCGUUUCGUGGGCGGAAAAGGUUUUAAAACCUUUCGAUUUUAUUCUUUAAGCGCUUCAACACGCUCCAUCAAACUUGGCGAUCCACCAUUGCCAAUUAUUUUGUAUGAUAUGAAUACAUCAAUGAAUUCUUUAAAUGAACAAUUAGUUGAAAAGAAACUCGCAAUACCUGAUACAUCCUAUAUGGAAUAUAUUCGUAUUGCUAAUGAUGCUAUGAAUGAUGUAAAUGGUUACAAAACACAACGUGUUCGACAAUAUAUUGAAUCUCAAAGAAAUUUUACUCAACCGCAAGUUACUCCUUCGGUCUUCACCGAAAGAAAUUCAGUUGAUGUUCGAUAUGAACAACCGCAAAAACAAGCAAUCAACAAUACCAAUGUCAUUCCAACCAGUAUCGAACCACUUCCUCUGCCAGAAAAUGAAGAAAACUUGCCAUAUUGUCCACCAGUUAUUGAACCUGAACCACGGCAUUGGUAUGCUGUGGAAGUCACGUAUGUUAAAUCAGCAGGCGAAUUCUUUGUUCGCUAUCCAUUUGGUAUUGAUAAUUCACUUGGACAAGGCACUGAGCCUGCUCCAUAUCCAGAUCAUAUCGAGCCAAACCAAAUGCUCAAUGAUCUUCAUCGAACUAUGGCUGAUUUCUACGCAACUGAGCAACGUCGCGGUAUAUCUACAGCUGCAGCGUUCUGUCGUGGUCAAAUGGUUGCUGUUCGCUAUCAAUCGCAUUGGUAUCGUGCACGCGUUUUAGAAUUUAAAGCAGCGACAAACUUUGCAUGGGUUCAAUUUGUCGAUCAAGGCGAUAUACGCGAAUUGGGCACGAAUACCAUGCGACCAUUACACACGCGAUUUCUUGAUUUGCCACUUCAGGCAUAUCUUUGUCAUCUAGAUGGUUUCGAUGCAGAUUAUCCCUGGACAGCGCAGGACAAGGAUUUAUUCAAAAAGAAAAUACGCGACAAGAUUUUGUACGCAAGGAAAACUCAUGAGCCCAACCUAGUUCAAUUGGUCGAAUUUGUUGAUAAUGAACUUGUUUCAUUCGAAUCAUUCUGGAAAACACUCCAUCAUUCGAAUAAAUCAUCGGAAAUAAGUAAACCUAUUUCAUCUGCGCCAAUAAAUCGUUUAACUACAAAUCAACGUUAUCCACCACCGCCAACCACCAAUAGUGAAGCACCUGUUCGACAUCUUCAACCAGUACUACCUGGUAUCGUUGGCUAUGGCAGUGGUUCCGAGUACAGUCAACCGCCAGUAGUGCUAUCGAAGACAGGCUCCAUGAAAAAAUCAAGCGGUGUUACUAUUCCACCACCACCUCCAUUAUCAACAAUGCGACAACCAAUGCAAUUCAUAUCAGCUGGCUUUAAGCCGACAACCGACUUGGGACACUUGACGCCGAGCGAACAACUAGCACAAUUUCAACAACAAGAAGGCCAUCGAAUCCAAUCGACAGGUGGUUAUUCAAUUAACAAACAUUUGCGUCCUCAACAAUAA
This is a messenger RNA of Adineta ricciae, 3423 nucleotides long. NCBI's taxonomy places the organism in Eukaryota, Metazoa, Rotifera, Eurotatoria, Adinetida, Adinetidae. The record is from the annotation of a GenBank genome assembly.